AUGGCAACAACAACAACUACUACUACUACAAAAACAUAUACUCGGAAUGAAGACGAAGACAGCCACGAGCUCGCGAACAUCCAAACCCAAGCAUCACAACCACCAGGGAACGUCUUUCCCGCCAUCGAACGAUGGAACCAUCCCAAGUCAAACAUCUACAAGACCCUUGCGACCUUCUGGGGCUUUCUCGUCAUGGGCGCGAACGACGCCGCCUACGGUCCACUAAUCCCCUACCUGGAACAACACUACUCCCUCACCUACACCAUCGUCUCCCUCGUCUUCCUCUCCCCGCUAGGCGGGUAUACCCUCGCCGCGCUCACAAACAACCACAUCCACCUGCGCCUCGGGCGGCGCGGCGUGGCCCUCAUCGCGCCCUCGUGCCAUCUGCUCGCGUACAUCAUCAACUGCCUGCACCCGCCGUACCCCGUUCUCGUGGUGAGUUUCGUCUUCGCGGGGUUCGGCAACGGGCUCGCGGACUCGGGGUGGAAUGCCUGGGUGGGCAACAUGGCGGACGCGAACCAGGUGCUGGGCCUGCUGCACGGGUUCUACGGGGCCGGGGCGGUGCUUGCGCCGCUGGUUGCGACGGCGCUGGUGACGAAGGCGGGCGUGGGGUGGUGGUGUUUCUAUUACAUCAUGAUCGGCUGCGCGGCCGUCGAGCUGGGGACCUCGGUUUACUGCUUCUGGGACGAUACCGGGGCGGUCUUCCGGCGGGACAUGCAGCAUUCGAGUGCGGGGGCUGGGGCCGGGGCCGGGGCCGGCCUGCGCAAGGCGCUGUUCACGAAGCGCGCGGGCCGGGUUACCUGGCUGUGUGCGGUUUUCCUGCUGUUGUAUGUUGGCGUGGAGGUUGCGCUGGGCGGGUGGAUCGUCACCUUUAUGAUGCGCGUGCGGCACGGGGAGCCCUUUGCGAGUGGGAUGGCGGCGACGGGGUUCUGGUUGGGGAUUACGGUUGGCCGGGUGGUGCUGGGGUUUGUUACUCCGAGGGUGGGGGAGAAACUGGCCAUUUCUGUGUGUCUUCUUGCCUUCAUCUAUCUCGUCUCCGCCAUUGCCUUUGGUCUCAUCCUCUGGCUUGUUCCGAACUUCUAUGUUUCCACCGUGGCCGUCUCGAUCCAGGGCUUCUUCCUCGGUCCGCUGUUCCCUGCUGUCGUGGUCGUGGCGACCAAGUUGCUGCCGCGGAGUUUGCACGUCAGUGCGAUUGGCUUCGCGGCGGCGUUUGGAGGGGGAGGCGCCGCGGUGCUGCCGUUUGCUGUUGGGGCGAUUGCGCAGGCCAAGGGGGUCAAGGUGUUGCAGCCGUUUGCGAUUGGCUUGCUGGGUGGGAUCUUGGGGUUGUGGAUGGGGUUGCCGGGGAUUCCUGCCGAGCAUGAGAAUUGA
Messenger RNA from Aspergillus thermomutatus, 1368 nucleotides. RefSeq names its product putative MFS transporter. Bases 1 to 1368 code for a protein of 455 amino acids. Gene Ontology annotation, biological process: transmembrane transport. Gene Ontology annotation, cellular component: membrane. The record is from RefSeq and is a predicted model, not a curated record. Gene Ontology annotation, molecular function: transmembrane transporter activity. Lineage: Eukaryota; Fungi; Ascomycota; Eurotiomycetes; Eurotiales; Aspergillaceae. The transcript is spliced from 5 exons.